Messenger RNA from Cicer arietinum (chickpea), 2722 nucleotides. Its product is annotated as monosaccharide-sensing protein 2-like. The record is from RefSeq and is a predicted model, not a curated record. Gene Ontology annotation, cellular component: membrane. NCBI's taxonomy places the organism in Eukaryota, Viridiplantae, Streptophyta, Magnoliopsida, Fabales, Fabaceae. Gene Ontology annotation, biological process: transmembrane transport. Gene Ontology annotation, molecular function: transmembrane transporter activity.
UUUAUUUUGUGAUGAGAAUGCAACAAACAAGAAACCUUAUAACACGGAUUCAAAAAAUAUCAUAAACACUACAACGUUUGUUUGCAUUGCAGUGUGCCAUGUUUCAAAAAUGCUAUUUAUCUUUCAACUUUACCAAAUAGUUUCAAACCUUUCAUUUUAAUUGCAGCACUUCAUUGUGUCUUUGGAUUUUAAAUUAAAAAAAAAUGAUGGAGGUUGUGAUUAUUGCACUUGCUGCUACAAUUGGGAAUCUACUUAUUGGUUGGGAUAGUUCAACCAUUGCAGGGGGUAUGACCUACAUCAAACAAGAAUUCGAUUUGGAAAAGGAUCCAACACUUGAAGGACUAAUUGUGUCAAUGUCUUUUAUAACUGGAACUGUUGUAACCAUAUUUUCUGGGACAGUCUCUGAUUUGGUUGGAAGACGUCCUUUGUUGAUAACAUCUUCUGUUAUGUAUUUCAUUAGUGGUUUGGUAAUGUUGAUGGCUCCUAAUGUUACUAUUGUUCUGUUGUCGAGGAUAAUCAGUGGUGUCGCCAUUGCUCUCGCUGUUACUCUUAAUCCUCUUUAUAUAUCUGAGAUAGCACCGCCUGAUAUAAGAGGCCAAUUGAACACUCUUACUCAGUUUGCUUGUUCUGGUGGAAUGUUUUUGGCUUACAUUCUGGUUUUCUCAAUGUCGUUGUUGCAGUCGCCUAGUUGGAGAGUUAUGCUUAGUGUUAUUUCUAUUCCUUCUGUUGCUUAUUUUUUGCUGACCGUGUUUUAUCUCCCGGAGUCUCCUCGGUGGCUCGUAAGCAAAGGUCGAAUGCUCGAGGCUGAGAAAGUUUUGCAAAGACUUCGCUGUGUUGAUGAUGUCUCAGGGGAGUUGGCUUUGCUCGCGGAGGGUCUCAGUCCCGGGGGCGAAGACAUAACCAUAGAAGAAUAUGUAGUUGCACCAGCUACUGAGAUCCUUGUUAACCAAGAAGCAGGGAAAGAUUAUAUAAAACUAUAUGGACCUAAUGAGGGAGUUACAAUGGUUGCUCAACCUACAAACGGACAAGGUAGCAUGCUAUCACGCAGUAUGUUGUCUCAGCACGGAAGCUUCGCAUCUCAGGCAGCUGCUAGUCUCAAGGAUCCUAUUGUCAACCUAUUUGGAAGUUUGCACGAGAGUACUCUCAUCGAUAGUGGUGGUUCGCGCAGCAUGUUGAUAAACAAUGCCAAUAGUAUCUUUAGCACAGGGGAUCCAGAGGCUAGCCCCUUCGGUACCAGUGAUAACCUGCGUGCUCCGCUGAUUUCAUUUCACGGUGGUGCUGAUAAUAGGGCUUAUGGAUCUAAGGACAUGUUAGGUAUGAGGAGCAAUAGCAGCCUGAGAAGUUAUAGUAGUUUGGUUCAUGGGAAUGCCGUUGAAACGCCUAGAAAUACAAACAUUGGUGGAGGUUGGCAAUUGGUUUACAAAUCAACUGAUGAUGCCAUGGGUGGGAAAGGAGAAGGACUCCAAAGGGUUUAUUUGCAUGCAGAUCCUACCACAGUGUCUCAGUCUCCGCAUGUUUCGUUUGCUUCAACUUCUGGUUAUGACAUACCGAUAGAUGGCGGUGAAGCUUUUCAGGCUGCUGGUAUUGUCAGCCGGUCAAUCCUCGGAACUAAUGAUGUGUUGAGUAUGCCGACUGCUAAAGGUCCAAAUUGGAGAGCUCUUCUAGAACCGGGAGUCAAGCGUGCAUUAAUAGUUGGAAUUGGACUUCAAAUUCUUCAACAGGCUGCUGGCAUAAAUGGAUUUCUCUACUAUGCUCCGCAAAUUCUUGAGCAAGCAGGAGUAGGUGCUCUACUAUCAAAUUUGGGACUCAGUUCAAUAUCUGCUUCUUUUCUUGUAAACAUCAUUACAACAUUCUGUAUGCUUCCUUGUAUAGCUAUUGCCAUAAGGCUCAUGGAUGUUGCUGGCAGGAGGUCAAUCAUGCUGUACACAAUACCCAUUUUGAUUGUGUGUCUCCUGGUACUAGUACUCAAGCAGUUUUUCCAAUUUAGUUCUGUCCUAAAUGCAGCAAUUUCAGCUAUCAGUGUUGUGGUAUACGAAAGCGUCUUCUGCAUGGGUCUUGGCGUUAUUCCCAACAUCAUAUGUGCAGAAAUCUUCCCAACGAGUGUUCGCGGAAUCUGCAUUUCCCUUACAUCGCUUACGUAUUGGGUUUGUACCUUGGCUGUCACGUUGACAUUCCCUUAUUUGCUUCAACUUCUUGGUCUUAGCGGCGUCUUCGCUUUAUUUGUUGGUGGCUGCAUCAUUUCAUGGAUAUUUGUCUACUUGAAAGUUCCUGAAACAAAGGGUAUGCCUUUGGAAGUCAUUAUUGAGUUUUUCGCUAUUGGUGCAAAGCCUGGUACUGAUCCUGCAGAAAUCGGAAUGAAAGACUAAUCAUAAUGAUACAAAUACAAAUACAAUCAUCAUCAUCAUCAUCAUCGUCAGAAGCAACAACCGCGUGAAUCAUUGAUUAAAUAAAAUUACCAAUUGAUUUUGAUUCCUCUGAAAGUGAGUUUGAGAGGAUUUUGGUGGAAGGUUGAAAAUUUUUAUCUAGUGUUUGAACACAUAUCAAUAGCUAGUUGAAUUUUUUGAGCAUUUAAGAGAAGUCAAUGUAUUUUAGUAAUUUAUUUACAUCAUACUACUUAUGAUGUGUUAGACCAGUCCUUUUAGAAUCUUAUUGCUAUUCAUUCCUUGGGAUUUGAUUUUUGCUAUCCUUUUAUAAUCUUAUUUAUAACUGAUUUCAAUAGUUC